UACAUAAGUAAAUUAUUGCAAUGUUUUGAAGGAAUUUGAGACAACAAGGCUUCAAGUCAUUAAAGAUGCCCAUUUAAAAUGCUUAAGCAAAUGAGCAUCUGAUGGGCCUAAUCAGAUAAAAUGUAUACUCAGAAAAGCAAAGUGGGUGCUCUCUCCCGCGAAAUAAUCACGGGCCCAAGGCGCACAAAUGUACCUCGCCAAAGUGCUUUCAGUCCCGAAAUUUAAUUGCAAAACUAAUGUAAGCAGGAAUAAACUCAAGAAGAAAUAUUUUUCUGAUAUUUUUCCUAUUUAUUCUGUAGGCCUACGGUUAUUAUUUAUAAUAUAAUGCCAUUAUCUAACAGUCUAGGACUGAGCUUAUUUGAAACCAAUGAAUUUGUAACGCGGUCUGAUAACCUGUCAACUCAUUGUCGCGAAGAAUCAUCCAAUUAACGUGACAAAAGCGGAACUUUCAGAAAUGAGCCUCUUUCGAAAGCGCCAUUAGGCUAUACGUUUUCGUAUUUAGUUCUGCCAGUUGCUGAGAUUAUUUUUACUUUGACAGAAAUCUGUGUUGGAGUUAAAAUGUUAAUAAAAAGCUGUUUUGAUAAUAGGCUACCUGCUGAGAAAAAGUUGAACCAUCGCCAGGUGUGCUAUGAGAAAUUUCUUUAACACGUUUUGCUUUCUCUGAAACCACUGGCGAAUGCCUAACUUCUCUUUAUUUACAUGCUUUUUAGAGGAAAAAGGGUGCAUUUUCUCAUUUCUUGGGGUCGUUUUAUAGUCGGCUGGCCAUAAAAUCUGUCAUGUAUAGGCUCUAAUGGUCCGUCAGAUUGUGGGCGGAGUCUGUGUGACGUCAGGACGCAUAGAGCAGCUCGGUUGGACGGAUAGAAAGACAGCUGAAAGGAAGAGCGAGCGCUGUGAUGUGCAGCAGUGUGUGUGUGUGUAUGCAAGUGGAUAUAAUAUCACAUACCUGUCCCUGUCACUCUGGCUAUCCUUGUAGCUCUCGGCAGAAACCGAGAUAUAUUUUACUCAUUUGAAACUAUAAAAAAAAAAAAAAAAACACCUUUAACUCUCUUCAGCACUGGGUUUAUUUUAUUACGAUUAAACCGUUUGAGGAGUAUCGCUUCGAGCGGUUUAAGUGAGAAAGGAGCACUGACAACGCUUGCCGAUACUUCACUACUGGACACGUUCAUUUCUUUUUUUUUUUUUCUUUUUUUUUUAUAUAUAUAUAUUUGUGACCUUCGCUGAGGAAGUUAUAUCUGCUUGCAAACCCUCCUCAAAUCGUUUGUGUUAUCCAUGACCUCUAUGAAGGAUCCGCUGAGUUUGGAUCACCAUCACCGCGUUACCGGGAGUAAACACACGCCGCUUACGAUGGCCUCUAGUCUGCAGCCGCUCCAGCGGUCUGUGGACUCGAAACACAGGCUGGAGGUACACACGGUUUCUGACACCUCCAGUCCAGAGUCCGUAGAGAAAGAGAAGGGGCAGAGUAAAAACGAAGAUUCGACUGAUGACCCAUCGAAAAAGAAGAGACAGAGGCGGCAACGAACGCAUUUUACUAGCCAACAGCUCCAGGAACUGGAGGCCACUUUUCAGCGGAAUCGCUAUCCGGACAUGUCCACAAGAGAGGAGAUCGCUGUUUGGACUAAUUUAACAGAGGCCAGAGUCAGAGUGUGGUUCAAGAAUCGACGGGCAAAAUGGAGAAAAAGGGAGAGGAACCAACAGGCCGAGCUGUGUAAAAACGGUUUCGGCCCUCAAUUCAACGGACUUAUGCAGCCCUACGAUGACAUGUAUCCCAGCUAUACUUACAACAACUGGGCUGCAAAGGGGCUCACGUCGGCCUCUCUGUCAACCAAAAGCUUCCCCUUUUUCAAUUCCAUGAACGUCAAUCCGCUGUCGUCUCAGACUAUGUUCUCCCCACCUAACUCCAUCUCUUCAAUGAGCAUGUCCUCUAGUAUGGUUCCGUCUGCGGUCACCGGCGUGCCCGGAUCAAGCUUAAACACCCUCAAUAACUUGAAUAACCUCAGCAACCCCUCUCUAAAUUCGGGGGUUCCCACGCCGACGUGCCCUUACGCCCCACCGACACCACCGUAUGUUUACCGGGACACUUGUAACUCCAGUCUUGCCAGUCUGAGACUGAAAGCCAAGCAGCACUCGAGUUUUGGAUACGCCAGCGUGCAGAAUCCGGCCUCCAAUCUUAGCGCCUGCCAGUACGCAGUGGAUAGACCGGUGUAAGAGACGAUUGUAGAAUUUACAAUCCCGAAUCCCAGGAACGAGAGACUACACUUUUUGUUUCAAGGGCACUAGAAGAAUAAACCACUGAAACGCGUCCAAUCCUGUGAUGGAAUGUCAAGCGGGAACGGAAGGCAAACGCGCCAUUUCUAAUAGCCUAAGAUUAGUUCUCUACACUAAGUCCACACAAGCCAGUGAAGAGUUUAGGACACCAGAAUAUAAAACAACAACAACAAAAACCUUUAUUUUGACGUUUCAACUUUUGGACAGUAAUUGACUGAACGGUUGUAUAUAUGCUAUAAAUAUAUCUUAAUAUCAUCUCCAAUUUGUAGAGGCGAAAGCUCUAACUCUUAAGUAUUUACAAGAAUUCAGUUUAACACAGCAUGUGGAAAACGUACAGGAAUCAUGUCUUGCUUGCGAUCAAGGGAAUGUACAUACUAAACGCACCAGUCGUGUGUGUGAUAUUAUAAAUUUAUUAAAUGUCUGUGUGAAUAUAGAUCUAGAAUAGCAACCCUGGGUAAUAAUACAAAACUGUUUAGGCGAAAUGAACUUGGUUUUUGCUCUGUGUAUAAUAUUUGGUACGGAAUUUUUGGUUCGCUUUUCAACAUCCCAAAAAUAAACUAUUGUGUUUUAUUUAAUGGAAGUAAAUAUAUUGUUCUAAAACAUUUCAAAACGUUUUCUUCACAAUUUUUGCAUUCUCAUGCGUGUAGCACACAUUUGUUUUCUUUGUGGCACUUCUAAGGUUUAUAGAGAGAGAAGGAAUGAAAACGUAUCUAAUACACAUCAACGUGACAUGAGAAGUCCGGUGAAGAGGGCGAGAUGUCCCGAGCAGAUUAGUGGAAUAUACAAGACUGACUGGAGGCUGGGCCUCCAGUGAUCAGCGAUGCUUGAAAUAACAUUGCAAUAAGAUCGGGCCAGGCUGGACCACACAUCACUGAGCCAUCUCCCAGCUGAACUCCUUCAAAUAAAUAAAUAAAUAAAUAAAUAUGAUGUGAUACAUGAUGGACCAGUAAUAAGCAAAUCGGAUCAGUUGGUAAAGU
Molecule: messenger RNA, 3242 nt
Organism: Cyprinus carpio (common carp)
Lineage: Eukaryota; Metazoa; Chordata; Actinopteri; Cypriniformes; Cyprinidae
Product: pituitary homeobox 2
Biological process (GO): regulation of transcription by RNA polymerase II; anatomical structure morphogenesis
Cellular component (GO): nucleus
Molecular function (GO): DNA-binding transcription factor activity, RNA polymerase II-specific; RNA polymerase II cis-regulatory region sequence-specific DNA binding
Source: RefSeq, a predicted model, not a curated record